UAGCCUGGAGCCCCGGGACGAGCCCCGCAGCCGCGCCCGGCCCCGGACGCGGCCUCGGCAUGGGCGAGCACCCCAGCCCGGGCCCCGCAGUGGCCGCCUGCGCCGAGGCGGAGCGCAUCGAGGAGCUGGAACCCGAGGUCGAGGAGCGACCGCCGGCGGCGCCGGAGGACCACUGGAAAGUCCUGUUUGAUCAGUUUGACCCUGGGAACACGGGCUACAUCAGCACAUGUAAGUUCCGGAGCCUCCUGGAGAGCCAAAGCUCCAAGCUGGACCCGCACAAGAGGGAGGUGCUCCUGGCUCUCGCCGACAGCCAUGCCGAUGGGCAGAUCUGCUACCAGGAUUUUGUCAACCUGAUGAGCAACAAGCGGUCCAACAGCUUCCGCCAGGCCAUCCUGCAGGGCAACCGCAGGCUCUGCAGCAAGGCCCUGCUGGAGGAGAAGGGGCUGAACUUCUCCCAGCGACUGAUCCGCCACGUGGCAUACGAGACCCUGCCCCGGGAGAUUGACCGGAAGUGGUACUACGACAGCUACACCUGCUGCCCACCGCCCUGGUUCAUGAUCACAGUAACACUGCUGGAGGUUGCCUUUUUCCUCUAUAAUGGGGUGUCGCUGGACCAGUUUGUGCUGCAGGUAACCCAUCCACGAUACCUGAAGAACUCAUUGGUUUACCAUCCACAGCUCCGAGCACAGGCUUGGCGUUACCUCACGUACAUCUUCAUGCAUGCGGGGAUAGAACACCUGGGACUCAACGUGGUGCUGCAGCUCCUGGUGGGGGUACCCCUGGAGAUGGUGCACGGAGCAACCCGCAUUGCGCUUGUCUAUGUGGCUGGUGUCGUGGCAGGGUCCUUGGCGGUGUCUGUGGCUGACAUGACCGCACCAGUGGUGGGCUCCUCUGGAGGGGUGUAUGCGCUUGUCUCUGCCCAUCUGGCCAACAUCGUGAUGAACUGGUCAGGCAUGAAGUGUCAAUUCAAGCUGCUUCGGAUGGCUGUGGCCUUGAUCUGUAUGAGCAUGGAGUUUGGGCGGGCCGUGUGGCUGCGAUUCCACCCAUCAGCCUAUCCCCCGUGCCCUCACCCGAGCUUCGUGGCGCACUUGGGUGGCGUGGCUGUAGGCAUCACCCUGGGCGUGGUGAUCCUGAGGAACUAUGAGCAGAGGCUGCAGGACCAGUCGCUGUGGUGGAUUUUUGGGGCCAUGUACACCGUCUUUGUGCUGUUCGCUGUCUUCUGGAACAUCUUUGCCUACAGCCUGCUGGACUUAAAGCUGCCGCCGCCCCCCUAAGGGCCUGGAGGACCUCGGUCGGGGAGGGGAGGGAGAAGCAGCGUCGGCAAGGAGCAGCCGUAUUCUUUUUCUCAUCACCAGCUCAGUGAGACCAGGGAGGAGAGGACAAGAGACGCUGGGCCGCUGUAAUAUUUGUGUUCCGAUUUGAACAGAAUGGAGGCAUUUUUCCGAAAGGCACCUGUUGGAGGAUUUGGA
Messenger RNA from Balaenoptera ricei (Rice's whale), 1469 nucleotides. RefSeq names its product rhomboid like 3 (gene RHBDL3). Gene Ontology annotation, molecular function: serine-type endopeptidase activity; calcium ion binding. The transcript is spliced from 9 exons. The record is from RefSeq and is a predicted model, not a curated record. Gene Ontology annotation, cellular component: membrane. Lineage: Eukaryota; Metazoa; Chordata; Mammalia; Artiodactyla; Balaenopteridae. The coding region runs from base 60 to 1274 and encodes 404 amino acids.